GAUCCUGGUAAGUGAUGUCAUCUGCCGGAAGAUGAAGGCCAACAAGCAGUGCAGGUUGUGAGUUGUUACAGAGAAGCAAUUUGGCAUCGUGCCACACACACACACACACACAGAGAGAGAAGGAAAAACUAGACCUGCAGGAUUACCAACCCCCCUCGUCAUCGUUUUGCAUGGGAAAAGGAUCGACCGCAGCCACGACAGCCUCAACCCAAAUGUGACACCCUCUCACUCACAGAUCCAGGGGACUGAUCCCCCGAUGCUGGAACCAGUUUCUCCUCUGCUGGUUUGCAUCGGCUAAAUGUUGGGAUCCCUGCAGCCAUGACUUCAGCCGAACAGACCGUUACAUGGCUCAUAACUCUGGGUGUGUUGGAAUCGCCUAAAAAGACCAUCUCAGACCCUGAAGGAUUUUUACAGUCUUCCCUCAAAGAUGGGGUCGUUCUCUGCAAGCUCCUGGACCGCUUGCUUCCUGGUUCCAUAGAGAAAAUCUACCAGGAGCCCAAGUGCGAGGCUGAGUGUCUGAGCAACAUCAGGGAGUUUGUGAGGGGCUGCGGGAGCCUGAGGGUGGAGACAUUUGAUGCAAAUGACCUCUUUCAAGGUCAAAACUUCAACAAGGUUCUAAGUUCUCUGGUGGCGCUAAACAAAGUAACUGCAGAUAUUGGUGUUGGAAGUGAUUCUGUAUGUGCACGUCACUCAUCCCAACGUAUAAAAUCUGUUGAUUCUCUCGCUGGAUCGCAUUUGUCACUUGGAAGAACAUCAAAACAUUUUCACGGAAAAUAUCGCAGUUUGGACAUGAGUGACAACAGCAACUAUCAAAUGGUGGUUAAAGCAAGAUUCAAUUUCCAACAGAACAACGAAGAUGAAUUAUCCUUUGCAAAAGGAGAUAUUAUUCACGUCUGCAGAGUCGAGGAAGGGGGCUGGUGGGAGGGGUUGCUGAAUGGCAAAACUGGAUGGUUCCCCAGCAAUUAUGUGAGAGAAAUCAAAUCAAAUGAGAAAGCAAUAUCACCUAAAUCUAGUACGUUAAAAAGUCCUCCAAAAGGAUUUGAUACUCCUGCCAUUAGCAAAAGUUACUACAAUGUGGUGCUACAGAAUAUUUUAGAAACAGAGUCUGAAUAUGCUAAGGAACUUCAGAUACUUCUGUCAACCUAUCUGCGUCCUCUGCAAGCUAGUGAAAAGUUAGGUUCCACUGAUAUGGCAUAUCUGAUGGGAAAUCUGGAGGAUAUCUGUUCUUUCCAGCAGAUCCUUGUUCAGUCUCUAGAAGAAUGUGCCAAAUUACCCGAGACACAGCAGAAAGUUGGUGGAUGUUUUGUCAAUUUAAUGUUACAAAUGAAAAGCCUGUAUGUUACAUACUGUCUUAAUCAUCCCUUGGGUGUGAAUCUUCUUACAGAACAUAGUGAGGAACUCGGGGAAUUUAUGGAAAUGAAAGGAGCCAGUAGUCCUGGGAUACUCGUGCUUACCACAAGCCUCAGCAAACCAUUUAUGAGACUGGAAAAAUACCCAACACUACUUAAAGAACUUGAACGACACAUGGAGGAUUAUCAUCCAGACCGACCUGACAUUCAAAAAUCCAUGACAUCCUUCAAAAAUCUCUCGGCACAGUGUCAGGAAGUACGGAAACGGAAGGAACUUGAGCUGCAGAUACUGACAGAAACAGUACGUGGAUGGGAGGGCGAAGACAUCAAGUUAUUGGGAAAUGUCAUCUAUAUGUCACAGGUCAUGGUUCAGUGUGGAAAUGAGGAGAAGAGUGAGAGAUACUUCCUGCUGUUCCCACAUGUGUUGCUAAUGUUGUCUGCAAGCCCCAGGAUGAGUGGUUUCAUUUAUCAGGGAAAGUUGCCGUUAACCGGACUGACGAUCACCAAAUUAGAAGACAUUGAUAGUGAGAAAAAUGCUUUUGAAAUUACUGGAAAUAUGAUAGAAAGAAUAUCAGUAUCUUGCUACAACCCCCAGGAUUUGCAGGACUGGGUUGAUCAACUUCAGAAGCAGACCAAAGUUCCAAGUGGAGGAGGAACACCUAUCAAGCAGCAAUCUGUGCCAUCCCACACACUUCCAUCCCAUCCCAUGACCCCAAUAAACAAGCAUUCUGAUGGUAAACCAAUUUCUGUAGCUCCUUCUUAUCAUACACUUCCUCAUCCUUCUUUCCAUGGAACAUCACAUAGCAGUCUGACUUGGGGACCCCUGGAGCCUCCCAAAACACCAAAGCCUUGGAGUUUGAGUUGUCUGCGACCAGCACCCCCACUGAGGCCUUCAGCUGCCCUAUGUUAUAAAGAGGAUCUCAGCAAAAGCCCCAAAACAAUGAAAAAACUGCUUCCCAAACGCAAACCUGAAAGAAAACCAUCCGAUGAAGAAUUUGCAGUGAGGAAAAGUACUGCAGCUCUUGAAGAAGAUGCACAGAUCUUAAAAGUUAUAGAGGCUUACUGCACUAGUGCCAAAACCCGUCAGACGCUUAACUCAACAUGGCAAGGCACUGAUUUGAUGCAUAAUCACGUUUUGACUGACGACGAUCAAUCAAGUCAAGAUUCCUCAGGUCGCCGCAGUAGUCUUUCCCGCUUCGAGGCUGCUGACUUGUCCGAAGACUCUGAUUAUGACAGUAUAUGGCUGGCUCACAGUUACAGAAUGGGCUCAACAACUCGCAAGACCUAUCGCAAAGAGUGUGCUCCUCAGGUAUUAUUGCCCGAAGAGGAAAAAAUUAUUGUAGAAGAAACCAAAAGCAAUGGCCAGACAGUCAUAGAGGAAAAAAGUCUUGUAGAUACAGUUUAUGCAUUGAAGGAUGAAGUACAAGAGUUAAAGCAGGAAAACAAGAAGAUGAGGCGCUCUCUAGAGGAGGAGCAGAGAGCUCGCAAGGAGUUAGAGAAGUUGGUUAGGAAAGUUUUAAAGAAUAUGAAUGAUUCUUCUUGGGAUGAAACCAACUUAUAGUGAGAUUGGGCUUCCUGCAACAGCAUACCGAGUUCUAAUGCGUAAACUUACGCCACCACAGUAACUGUAUCUGCAAUUCAAUCAGUGAGAUUUAAUCGAUUGUGGAACUGGCAAACCGUUCAAUUAAUAUCUGUGUUGUUCUAUUCACAUCCUGAAUGACACAAGAGCAGUACUUAACUGGGCACUUGGAAAUACGCACUUCUUACAGAGGACUGAAAACCUAGACUGAAGCUAGAGACCUUCAACAGCUGCAUAUUUUUUACUUGCAUUCUCUUUAAUUACCUCAGUUCAGCAACUGUGCAGCCAUUGAUUAAAUAUUCUGUACCUUUCACUUGUGAUGCUGUAGGUGUAAGAUAUGAUUUUAUUGUGAAAGGUGUAGAGAUAAUGAAUUUUGCAUUCAAGUGAUUUCUCCUCUUUCAUAGAAUGCCUUUUGGUCACAAGCAAACCUUUGUAAUGUGUGAACAUUUAUGAUAACAAAUCACCUUAGACUUCAAGAAUCUGACAAAUCAGAAAAUAGCAUUCCUCUCUAGUGUGUAACUUAAAAGUAAUUUAUGAUAUGAUUAUAAAGUUAUAGUAAGGAUGAUGAAAAACAUUCUUGGAACACAAGUGGGCUGGCACCAUCCUGUGUGCUUGUGACCAUGGUGCCUAUUGUUUUGCACAUGUGUAUAAGAGCUUUCUUACUAAAAUGUAACUUUCUGCUCAUUAAUUAAAGCUAUGGUGGCCCACAAAUAUAUUUUAUUUCCAUAGGAGCCUUCCAAUUGAAAACAUUUGAUUUGCCAUAAUCAUAUGAAAUUCAGUCUAAUUUUACUUUUUAGGUAGCGGAGUUCAAGAUUGGAAAUGAUGCAUUUCUUUACAUUUAGAACUCACCUCUCAUCUGAUCUGCAAUUCCAAAGUUAGAGCAACCAGUCUACUCAAAGCUAUUACUUUCCACGCUCAAUCUUCACUCAGAAGAUAGUGUUGGAAAAAUUCAAUUUAAAAUCUGAUAUUCGGUUAUUGACUUUAUUUAUUAUGGGACCUCUGGAAAGAAAUACUUAAUUGUGAGGCACUGAAUCUUUAACCUUAUACAUUGGUGUUUGUUUUUAGUGAUUAUACUGGCAGCUACCAAACUGAACUUGGCCAAAUACUUUCUUGCAGUUUGCAGGGACUGUUGCAUUUAAAAAACGAGCUUACAUCCUCCUAAUUUUACUGCCAACAUUUUGUCACAAUAUCUUUACAAUUGGUCCUUACAGGAAAUAUUGCAGCUUUGUCAAAGUUUGAAGUCAUGCAGCAAGCGAGACACAGAGCAGUUCAUUUUUUGGCUUAAGUUGCUUAAUUGAAGAUUUUAUUAAAACGUUGAUUUAAAAAAAACCUUCGGUAUUUUCAUUUGACACCUGAAUUGAAGCUCUCCCUGUCUUUCUACCUCCCCUUGUAAUCCAUCAUGAAAACCGAAGUCUCUCCCUCUGAUCUGCACUUUAUAGAAGCGGACUCAGUGAGAGAAUAAAUAUUUUUUGUCAUGCUCAAACAUGUCAGAAGUUGGCAGCUAUUCUGUAUGAAUAAUUGGUGAUUUAGAGAUGGAUGCAGGGGUAAAAAUAUUAGUUUGCAGGAUUUGUUCACAAACACUACUGAUGUUGAUAAUCUUGGCCAAUUGGGUCCUUUUCAAAGGGUUCUUGUGUGGGCUAAUAAUUAAGUAAAACUGCUUGAAAAUGUCUUGUAACUGAACUGGGUUUGCAAAUGUUUUCCUUCUCUCCAUUUGGAGUAUUCUGUCUAUUCUUUAUCUCCAUUCCCUCCCCAAUAACUCCGUUUUAUCUUUUCACUGAUUAAGAGAGCAUGGAAGUGGCAUUGGUUGCUGCCAAUAUAAGCACCACAACAAAAGUCUUUAAACCAUUUCAGUGACUGGCUUUCUGACAAAUCCUUUUUUUAACCUGAGAAUGAGAAACACGUUUUCCCCAGAAUAAACCCUGAGAGGUAAGGAACCAAGAGGUCUCCUGCUCUUCCAUUUUGUUCUGUUUAAAUGGAGUUUCAUGUUCUUUAAAUUGUAGCUUCUUGUGUGCAAUAUUUUCAAUCUUGUUUCCUCAGUACAGUAUUACAGUCUGAUUGUGCCAGCACUUGUUUUAGGGCAGUUACACCGUAACCAUAGCUUGUUCUGGGCUUGAUUUAAAACCAGGUCCUGAGGUGAAAGUAUAUUGUUCUUUCCUAUUUCCUGCAAUGUAACAUUGCACAUGUCAUUAUCUUAAGAUUAGCCCUACUGAAAACAAUGUUUUUGAAAAUAUGAAAAUUACUGGAAAGUACACUGGGUAACCAUUAUAACCUUUUACUUCCUGAGACUUGCAUUCAAAUCUAGCCCAGACAGGUGGGAUAAUAGUUUGAAUUCGCUGGAACUGUAUGAAAAUGAACAGUGCUGUCAAAACCCAAUUUCUCAUGGGCAUAGAUUAAAACAACUCAGAUUUGGGCACAAAUUGACACUGAAAUGAUAAUCUCACACAGAGGAAAUCAUGAAAAUAGCUGUUACAGGAAAUCCAGUUGGGGCUGUUUUUCAACGGACUGAGUUAAGGAGCGGGACUGAUGAGGAAUUAAGGGAGGUGACACUUAGUGUCAAAGUUUGUGAAUUUGCUGAGCACAAAGUAUCAGAAAAAUAAACGUUUUAAGAAUGAAACAUAACUUGGUUGAGAUAAUUAACUUUUGUUUUCGGGAAAAAUGUUGACAUUUAAAAUCUUAUACAGUAACAAAGUGGGUAAAACAAAUUAAAUGAAAUUUGGCAUCUCUUAAGAAGGCGAAUGGGAAUGUGAGAUGUUUUAAGUAUCUCUUCUGUACACUAACAGGAGAUAAAGCAGUAAUAUCUCUGGAUUCAAAACGUGUUAAGCAAAUAUGGUUCACGGACAUAUGGCAACAAUUAAAGGAGAUGUCAAUUUGAACACUUUGUACUGUUUGAAUUGUGGUGCAUCCUAACUCGUUCUGCUGUGAAACUUACCUUGGAGAGUAGAAUUUUAUGGGACUGUGAAAUCAAGCCAUGUAUUUGGCAGCUUAUACUCUUGGGUAUAUGUAAGUUCACAUCAUGCCAGAUUUAAGUCUGGCACAAAUGAAUAAGCAAAUUUUAAAAAAAAGUGCCAGACAAGAACUGUACAGUUUCUAAACAUAUUUAUAUGACAGUAUUAAAAAAAAACUGUUACAAACAAAAAUAAAUGGAUGGUGUGUGUGCCUGGCCCCCAUUUGGAGCAGGCAAUGAACAUUUACCCAAGUACUUUCCCCAUUGUUUUAAAUCAAAAUAUGAUUUACUUGAGUAUACUACUUUUCCAAGCAAUUAUUUUGCCCGGUAUUUAAAGGGACAUGUAUUUUUGAAAUCUAUUUGACAAACUUUAUGGAGAAAGAGGAAUUGUAUGUCAUCAUUUUCAGUGUUUUGAUAUUUGUGUCAUGAGGUUGUAUGUUUGUAAGUAAAUUAAAAAUAUUUGUUAAAUAUGCCAGUCUGAAGACAGUGCCUUGAAAUAAGCAGGGCCGGUUUAAAAACAAUUGGGUAAAUUCAGAUGUUUAAUAAAAGGUAAUCACUGUAUAUCUCAAUUGCCUGCUCUGAUUAUGUUAAAGACAACAUGUACGUAACAUUUCCUCAUUCCUCAAAGAUGUAGAUAUUUAAAGACUAGACUUGAUUGAAUACUGCUACGUGUGAAGGUGAGAAUUCUUACAGGCCACAUUGGUCAAUGACUGAUUUGUACUGAAGGGUGGCUAUGUAAAUAGAUGUAAUAAAACUAUUGAAGAAAAAAGCA
This is a messenger RNA of Callorhinchus milii (elephant shark), 6644 nucleotides long. Its product is annotated as rho guanine nucleotide exchange factor 7. NCBI's taxonomy places the organism in Eukaryota, Metazoa, Chordata, Chondrichthyes, Chimaeriformes, Callorhinchidae. Gene Ontology annotation, molecular function: protein binding; guanyl-nucleotide exchange factor activity. The transcript has 22 exons. Bases 319 to 2910 code for a protein of 863 amino acids. The record is from RefSeq and is a predicted model, not a curated record. Gene Ontology annotation, biological process: intracellular signal transduction.